CUUGCUUUUACCAUUCUAAACAAAAAUGCCUCAUAUCAAUUUUGGAUGAUAUUUAUGAUGCGUAUGGUAAAUACGAAGAACUUGAAAUCUUUACAAAAGCAAUCCAAAGGUGGGAUACCAACUGCAUUGAUCAACUUCCGGACUACAUGAAAUUGUGGUAUAGUGAAACCUUAAAUGUUUAUAAAGAUAUGGAAGAUUUGAUGUCCAAAGAUGGAAAAUCAUAUCGCGUCCAAGUCGCAAUAGAAGCAAUGAAACGACAAUCUCAAGUUUACUAUGUUGAGGCCAAAUGGUUGCAUGAAAAUUACAUACCAACAAUGGAGGAGUAUAUGCCGAUUGCAUUAGUCUCUUGUGGUUAUUGGAAUCUUACGGUGUCAUCUUUUGUUGGCAUGGAAGAUAGCAUAACAAAAGAGACAUUCAAUUGGGCAUUUAAUGACCCUAAGAUUGUCAGAGCUUCAUGCACCAUUUGUAGGCUGAUGAGUGAUAUUGUUGGCCACAAGGUUGAGAGAGAGAGAGGACAUGUGUCCUCAGCAGCGGAGUGUUACAUGAAACAAUAUGGGGUGUCAAUGCAAGAGGCCUACGAUAAGUUAUACAAGCAAAUAAACAAUGCUUGGAAGGAUAUAAAUGAAGAGUUCUUGAAACCAACAGCAGCACCAACAUCGGCUCUUAAUCGAAUUCUACACCUUGCAAGGGUCAUUGAUCUCCUUUACACGGGCGAAGAUGCUUAUACGCAAGUUGGGGAGUCAGCAAAAACUAGCAUCACUGCUUUGCUGAUAGAUUCAAUCCCAAUUUGAUCAAGAAUUUAAGGUUCAAAUGAACAUGAACUCACUUUUGAAAAGUGACAUGCAGAAGGUUAUUCUCUUAUCCUUAAGUUGUCAGCUCAUUUGCAAAAUAAAUAAUUACUUGUCAGUGUGUUGUUUUAUGGUGCUCUUCAAUCUCUUGGCAUGUGCUGGAGUUUUAUAGCUGUCUAGUGUCACUGGGAUUGUGUUUGUGUUUGCGUCCAUUGUCGUUGUGUUUUAGUGUUGGUCAUGUUGCUUUAAAUUCAAGUAGCUCCAGUUGUUUAAGUUUGUAUUAUGUAUUGUCUCCUUUGUAUUAAUAAAACUUAAUGAAGGUUCAUUAUCA
Molecule: messenger RNA, 1119 nt
Organism: Gossypium raimondii (Peruvian cotton)
Lineage: Eukaryota; Viridiplantae; Streptophyta; Magnoliopsida; Malvales; Malvaceae
Product: sesquiterpene synthase 2
Exons: 4
Coding region: 147-791 (214 amino acids)
Molecular function (GO): terpene synthase activity; magnesium ion binding
Source: RefSeq, a predicted model, not a curated record